AUGUCUUCGCAUACCGAUACUUCCGGUCGGAUAAGGACCAGACAGCGGGCCAAAAGAGCAUGCGAAAUGUGCAAGCUGCGAAAGCGGAAAUGCGACGGUCAUGAGCCAUGCACUUGCUGUAUACGAUAUGAGUAUCACUGCGCGUUCAAGCCUUCUCCACGAGAGAAAAAGACCAUCUCUAAGUCCUCGACAGCGCUGGGAGAUGAACCAGAUGCACAAAGACUCUCCGAUCGAGCGGGCGCUAACCAAGCGCACAUGGAAGCCAAUUCAGGCACUGCUUUCCCUCAUCUCCUGGGAAUGAUAUUGAAUCCCCAAAGCGCACCCAAUGUGCAUGGCUUUAGCUGGAAUUUGGGUCCACGAGAUGAGCCUCUUGAGCUCUCCACCAAUAUGACGGGGCUGAUUUCAAAAGAGGAGAUGGAAGAACUGGCCAGCCAUUAUUUAAAGAAGAUACACCCUGUGUAUGGGGUCCUGGACCCUGAAGAUUUACAGCAAAAGAUUGACACCAGAUGGAAUGAUUCUACGACCGUGGCUUCUUAUGACUCUAUUCUCUGCGGUGUGGCGGCAUUAGGCUCCUUGUACUCGGGCCACAAACAACAUCCAAAGGAAAGCGCACUGGUGCAGUGUGCGAAGGAAAAACUCGAAACAACCAGAACUUCAAAGACAACUCUCCUUCAUUAUGCGAGUACUUGGAUAUUACGGACCAUUUGUCUCCGGAGCACUAAUUGCCCUCAUGCGUCGUGGAUGGCCAGUUGUUCCACGAUGCACAUCAUCGAGGCCAUCGGAGCUCAUCAAGAGCCCGAACUGGCAUCUUUAGUGUGUUCCGACACUGCAGAUGUCAGUUUUAAUGAAGAAACCCGGCGUUGGCUCUUCUGGGUAGCCACGGUUUUAAAUUCGUGGAUUUCCUACGAGUACGGCCGAUCGCGCGUGACCCCACGAGGUGUCUCAUGCAAGCUCCCCUUGCCUCGGAAGGACGACUUCACCACGGACCUCAUAAGCUGUAUCAAAUCUCCGAAUGGCUCGAUCCAGACCGUGACAAUAAAGCUUUUGCCUUCGAAGAGCCUCUGUCCCGCGUUGAGGGCCUUACACUCUCCCAUGAUGCUUUGA
Messenger RNA from Penicillium egyptiacum, 1104 nucleotides. The record is from the annotation of a GenBank genome assembly. Lineage: Eukaryota; Fungi; Ascomycota; Eurotiomycetes; Eurotiales; Aspergillaceae.